Nerophis lumbriciformis (worm pipefish) is the source of this 2061-nucleotide messenger RNA. It is a transcript of the gene efhd1, whose product is annotated as EF-hand domain family, member D1. The record is from RefSeq and is a predicted model, not a curated record. Lineage: Eukaryota; Metazoa; Chordata; Actinopteri; Syngnathiformes; Syngnathidae. Gene Ontology annotation, molecular function: calcium ion binding.
AUGGCGUCCGAAGAGCUUGCUAAGAAGCUACAGUCACGGCUGGUCGCUUCGGAGGAGGCCGAGACGAAGCCAGGCCUCGAGGAGAACCUCGCCACAGCCGAUGUCCCGGAGUCUGCAGCAGCCUGUGGCGACACCUCCUCCGAGCUAUCCGCCAAACUCAACCGAAGGCUUGACAUCAACGACGGCAAUGCUCCACUUCGGACGAGUCGCGUUUUCAACCCUUACACGGAAUUUAAGGAGUUCUCCCGGAAGCAAAUAAAGGACAUGGAGGUGAUGUUUAAACGGUAUGACACAGGUAAAGAUGGCUUCAUUGACCUAAUGGAGCUCAAGCUCAUGAUGGAGAAGCUGGGGGCCCCACAGACCCACCUGGGCCUCAAGAACAUGAUCAAAGAGGUUGAUGAGGACUUUGAUGGAAAACUGAGCUUUCGAGAGUUUCUGUUGAUUUUCCGGAGAGCAGCAGCUGGGGAGCUGCAGGAAGACAGUGGCCUGAUGGCACUGGCCAGGUUGUCUGAGAUUGACGUCGCCACCGAGGGAGUGAUGGGAGCCAAAGACUUCUUUGAAGCAAAGAUGCAGGCUCUUUCUGUGAGCAGCAAGUUUGAAGCAGAGAUUCGAGAGGAGAAAGAAGAACGCAAGAAACAGGAAGUUGAGAAAAAAGAGAGGCAGGCCGCCUUCAAGCAGCUGCAGUCGGCAUUCUGCUCAUGAUAAGGCACAGGAAGCAGACGGCAAUCCUGACAACGCAUGUCCUAUCUUUAACAGAUAUGAAAACGACAUUUGCAGUACUUUGAUUCUUAAAUGAUGUUGCUCAGAAUUUGGCACUUUAAAACACUGUUAGGUAGUUGUAUUAAGUAACACUCACGUCCAAUUUGUUAUGAUCGUGUUAAAAAAAUAAGAGUUGAAUGGUAAAUGCACUACUUGAGAAAGAAAACAAUUGGGACUUGUCCAAUUUCAUAUCUCCAGUCUACUAUUGUUUCUCUAUUUUUCUGUACAUCUCACUAUGUACAAGUAUUGCAUUUUGACCCUCAAGUGAAAUUAUAUUCAUGUUGUAUUUUCAUUGACUACUGUUUGUUUUCAUAGAUCCCUACCUUUGCUCAGUUCAUUUCCGAUUGUUAAUUGGGUAUGUAAGGCGUUACGUUGUAGUACGGUCCUGUUGUUUAACUUUUUAAAUGUAAUUCAAAUAACUGUAUAUUUGUGUGGAAAAGUAAUAUAUUUCAGUAAUUACAUUGCAAUGUACUGGAUUAGUUGUGUGUAAGCAUUGUGAGCUAGGUCUUAUGCAGUGUUGGCUCCUGACUUUGACUCAAGUCGAACAUUGAAAUUCAUUAUUACCGAUAUAAAACUACCCCAUUUCUUUCUGUUGGUGACAAUUUGUUAAAUUUUGCGAUUAAGUUGUACAUUAUUGUGAGGACAUCUUCCGGAAUGAUGAUUUGUCUAGUCCCAAGACAGGGCUGCAUUUGAGUAAGGUGUAGAUGUGAUGUAAUUUUGACCAAAUCAUUUCUGGCACGUUAUUAAGCCGCCCCGAAACAGUGAGAGGGGGAACAAGCAUUUCAUCCAAUACUUCUCAUCAUUCCUCUUUAAAAUCACAGUUUUUGCUUACCAUUGAUACUGUUUGAUUUUUCUUUGUGUGCAGAUUAAAAAGAUGAUAAUAAUAAUAAUGUGUUGUCCAGGCCAACCUUAGUUGUCUGUGAAUGUGUUUUAUAGUUUGUUUUAUGUGCACCCCACAUUUAAACCUACGCAAUCAGCUGUAGCACAAGAGCAAUCAAGUAAUGUACUUCUGUAAAAGCUAGUUAUCCAUUAUAAGUCUCUCAUUCGUCCUUUCAAUAAUGUUUGUAUGUUGUAUAACAAAACCUACUGUGCAUACAUCUCUUAUGCUCUUGGGUAUUUUGUUGUGGAAAAAAGUAUUUUUUCAUGUAAUAAAAAAAAUAUAUAUUUGUUUUAGCAGAGACCUCUACAAUAUGUUGCCAAACAUUAAAAUGUUUAGUGAGAUCUAUUUUUGGGCACCUGAAAUAUGUUAUCAUACUUCCUAUCAGAUUGGGGAGAUCAUUUCAAUAAAGGACUAAACGCACA